AUGCGACAAAUAAGUACUGCUUCCUUGUACAUCUUAAGUACAACAUGUGUUACAGAGAAGAAAGAAAUCAUAGAGGACUCGUUACACUUGAGAAAUUCAUCCAUAUGGUGGCGUACAUUCACACCAACCGGGGUCCAGUCUGGGAUAACGAGCACAGCCAGGGACACAGAAGGUACACAAGACGAUAAGAAAAAUAAUUAUCACGAACUGGCAACCCACACCGCCUUUGCCGAUGACCACACCUCCCAGUCUGCUUGGCGUCAGAGUUGCAGCAGCUUCGGUGACGGGAAGGUGUUGCCCAAGAUGCUCCUCCUUCAUCUCAGCGUCUUGGCGUUGGUGGCGUCCGCUUCCACAACCGACUUGAGAACUCUUCAACUCCGGCAGUUCAACGCGAACCAGGAUGUCGCUUACAGGUCCAGCAACGCACAAGGCCAAGGCAGUGUGAAGAGUUUCGAAAACUGUGACGACGAUAUAGAAGACCUUCCAAAUGGCGCCAUUCUUUGCGCUUUCAGUGGCUGCCGAAUGACCUGCGACAGAGGCUACCAGGCUAAGAUGCGAGGCCGUAUCUACCUGCUCUGUGACCACAGCACAGGGAAACUGACGUAUAACGGCAAGCCUUGGCGGGAAUCCGUGCCCAGAUGUGUUCGUGAAUAAUACAACCGCAGCUGGCCUUGAUCCCCCUCGUUCUGAAGUGUACCGCUGUUUAACCCAUAAUCCUUUUCUUAUGCUUGUUC
Molecule: messenger RNA, 734 nt
Organism: Penaeus vannamei (Pacific white shrimp)
Lineage: Eukaryota; Metazoa; Arthropoda; Malacostraca; Decapoda; Penaeidae
Source: RefSeq, a predicted model, not a curated record